AUGCGAACUGUCGACCACCACUUGCUUUUGCUCGUUCUCUGGUUUUCCCUACAGAUGAUCAACGCGGAAAGAGCCUCGAACGAGGACCAGAAUGAAGAUGGCGUUCUACUGGAGAAGGAGGAUGUUGCGAUUAAUGAGACGGAUGCGACCACUCAAAUCAAUUCAAGCUUUGUGAUCAUCGAUGAGCCUGAGAGUAAUUCCACCGAAAUUGAUGGUCCUACUACCGAAACUCCUAAACCACUCACCAAACGUGCUCGCUCUCGAAAAGUAAAUCCUAAAGAAUGUCGUACAUUUUCGCUCAGCGAAAAAUAUCGCAUGUUGGAAGGUGUUGGUGGACGAAAUCAGUUUUAUAUGGCUGAGACUCCUGAGGAAGCGUCGCGAGGUUUCGUCGCUUCAAAAUCUCCCGAACCUAGAAUGAAGGCUCUGUCGGAUACUGUAGAUCGAAGAGUAGACACAGCGUUUUGCAAUGAAGAAUGCGUAAUGAUUCGCCGAACGCUGGAAAAAGCUCUGAAGGAACGCAAGAGGCACCGGCCAACUGAGGAGCGCACGAGUUUUCUUCGGGUUCCAAUUCUGCCUUUCAGCGACUCGGGGUCUGUCGAUUUGGACUCGCUUUUUACAUCCACAAAUAGGAUAUGCUCAUUGGAAACAUUUGUCCCUCUUGGAAACUGUAGCGAACCAGGCGAAGAGGUGUCAUGGGCUCACGAACAACUGUGUUCAAUGUGCCGCGGUGUUUAUAUGCUUAGUGAGAACUGUUUUCCAACGUUCUUCAACUCUGUGCUCUGCAAUCAGCAGGAAACUGGAUGCAUUUUUGACAACUGGACGGAUAGGGCACAUGGUAUGUGUCGCCCUGAGACUUUAAGCUUGAGAGUGCUUCGGAAUCGAGGUGAUCCUGUUUGCGAAGACUGGGUGAUCGAACACAUUGAGCUGCCUGUCGCCUGUCAGUGCCUGCUAAGCAAAGGUUCGUGGUUACGAUCACACCCAUCGAAAGAACAGUGA
Molecule: messenger RNA, 996 nt
Organism: Necator americanus (New World hookworm)
Lineage: Eukaryota; Metazoa; Nematoda; Chromadorea; Rhabditida; Ancylostomatidae
Exons: 10
Coding region: 1-996 (331 amino acids)
Source: RefSeq, a predicted model, not a curated record